Messenger RNA from Leptopilina heterotoma, 3881 nucleotides. RefSeq names its product calcium-transporting ATPase type 2C member 1 (gene SPoCk). The record is from RefSeq and is a predicted model, not a curated record. Gene Ontology annotation, biological process: manganese ion transport; intracellular calcium ion homeostasis; calcium ion transmembrane transport. The transcript is spliced from 16 exons. The coding region runs from base 422 to 3163 and encodes 913 amino acids. Gene Ontology annotation, cellular component: plasma membrane; endoplasmic reticulum; Golgi membrane. Lineage: Eukaryota; Metazoa; Arthropoda; Insecta; Hymenoptera; Figitidae. Gene Ontology annotation, molecular function: ATP hydrolysis activity; ATP binding; P-type calcium transporter activity.
GGUUUCAUACACGUAAUUGAAUAUCUGUCAGUCGCGUUGUGCAUUGUUUAAAGUUUCGACGAUGAUAAAAAUUGUUUAUGAAAGAAGAGUAGGGCAUAUAAUGUGAUGAGAAUUAUGAAAUAAAACAGUGUUGCAUCUGACUUUAUUUGUACGUGUUCGCAAAAAAAAAAAAAAAACGGUUCUCUUGACAGUAAGAAGUAAAAAAGAAGAAGAAGAAUAAGAAUUUGUAGCCAAUUGAUUCGAUCUUUAUUCUAUAAACUCUCCGGCCUUGUUAUGCUUUCAACUGUAGAUUUACGAUAUUCUGUUCUUCGUUACAAGUACAAUGUAUUAUUCUCAUCGUUUAUGUGCUAGAAUAUCAUUAUGAAUUCAGGAAGUGCAUAACCAUUGUGUUAUUAUAUUUUGGAGAGAAAAUACAAAAAUAAUGUCUUCUAAAAGUGAAGAACCCCUUGGGGAAGAGAUUAUGUGGCUGACAACAGCCGAAGCAGCGAGUCUUGGUGCUGAAGAAGUCGCUGCUCGAUUGCACGUUGAUUCGAGAACAGGACUUUGGUGGCAGGAGGCAGAUCAGAGAAAGCAAUUAGCUGGUUUUAAUGAAUUAUGUCUCAAAGAAGAGGAGCCGACGUGGAAAAAAUACGUCGAGCAGUUUAAAAAUCCUCUUAUUUUAUUAUUACUGGGUUCUGCAGUUGUUAGUGUUUGUAUGAGGCAAUUAGAUGAUGCUGUCAGCAUAACAGUGGCCAUAAUCAUAGUAGUGACUGUUGCUUUUGUGCAAGAAUAUCGUUCGGAGAAAUCACUAGAAGAAUUAAGUAAACUCGUGCCUCCAACAUGUCACUGCCUCAGAGAGGGUCGACUAGAAACAUUUUUAGCGCGGAAUUUAGUUCCUGGCGACGUUGUUUAUUUAAACAUUGGCGACAGAGUCCCGGCCGAUAUUCGAUUAUUUGAAGCAAUAGAUUUAGCUAUUGACGAAAGCAGUUUCACUGGAGAAACGGAGCCUGCACAAAAAUCAACGGCGCCAUUGCUCAAGACAGAUGAGCACUCUUCGAAAGGGAAUAUUGCGUUUAUGGGAACUCUUGUGCGAUGUGGUCACGGAAAGGGCAUAGUCAUAAAUACAGGAGAAAAAAGUGAAUUUGGUUGCGUUUUUAAAAUGAUGCAAGCUGAAGACGCUCCAAAGACGCCGCUGCAGAAGAGUAUGGAUAUUUUGGGAGCCCAACUAUCAUUUUACUCGUUCUUCAUUAUCGGUAUUAUUAUGCUCCUGGGAUGGGUGCAAGGCAAGGCGAUUCUUGAAAUGUUUACAAUUAGCGUUAGUUUGGCAGUCGCCGCUAUUCCCGAGGGUCUCCCAAUUGUCGUCACUGUUACACUUGCCCUCGGAGUCAUGCGAAUGGCAAAAAGAAAAGCGAUCGUUAAAAAAUUACCCACCGUCGAAGCUUUGGGUUGCGUGAAUGUGAUUUGCUCCGACAAAACUGGGACUCUAACGAAAAACGAAAUGACCGCUACAAUACUCAUUACAUCGGAAGGUUACGUCGCGGAUGUGAGUGGAACUGGUUAUAAUAAUGAGGGAGAAUUACGCAUUCGAAAAUGUGAUAAUGCCGAAUUAGCACGAACUGCCAUAAAUAAUAUGCUUGAGGUCGGUUGUGUUUGCAACAAUGCCAUCAUACAAAAUGAUACUUUACUCGGUCAACCGACGGAAGGUGCUUUAUUAUCAGUUGCCAUGAAGCAUGGAUUGUAUGGAGUAGCCGAGAAAUUUCUGCGACUCCAAGAAUAUCCAUUUUCAUCAGAACAAAAAAUGAUGGCCGUUAAAUGCUCCCCUAAAUAUGGAGAAAACAGAAAUGAAGUUUUCUUUGUGAAGGGAGCCUUGGAGAAAAUUCUACCACAGUGUACAAAAUACUCUGCAAAUGGACAAUUGUAUCAGUUGAAUCAAAAGAAAGAUCAGGAGCUUCUUGCCGAGGCUUAUGAAAUAGGACAACAGGGCUUACGAGUUAUUGGAUUGGCUCGUGGAUCGUCACUUCAAGAUCUCGUUUACGUGGGAAUGGUUGGCAUUUGUGAUCCACCUCGACCCCAUGUUCGUGAAGCCAUCACAACUUUAAUGAACAGUGGAGUCGCAGUCAAAAUGGUUACAGGAGAUGCUAAAGAAACAGCUUGUGCCAUAGCUAAUAUGAUUGGUAUAGACACAUUGCACAAAAAAGUAAUGUCAGGCAAUGAAAUUGAUACCAUAUCAGAACGUCAAUUAGAGGAUGUGAUCGACACUGUGAGUGUUUUUUAUCGGGUCACUCCGAAACAUAAAUUGUGCAUUGUUAAGGCUUUGCAAAAGGGAGGAAACAUCGUCGGAAUGACGGGAGACGGAGUGAAUGAUGGCGUUGCUUUGAAGAAAGCCGACGUUGGAAUUGCCAUGGGAAAAAAUGGAACGGAUGUUUGUAAAGAAGCAGCGGACAUGAUUCUCGUUGAUGAUGAUUUUCAAACAAUUAUUGGCGCCAUCGAGGAAGGCAAGGGGAUUUUUUACAAUAUUCGAAACUUUGUGAGAUUUCAACUCAGCACCAGUAUAGCAGCUUUAUCGUUAAUUGCUCUCGCGACUCUAAUGGGUAUUCCAAAUCCUUUGAAUGCGAUGCAAAUUCUUUGGAUUAAUAUUAUUAUGGAUGGUCCUCCAGCUCAGAGCUUGGGUGUCGAGCCUGUUGAUAAGGACGUUCUAAAUCAGAAACCCCGAAACGUGAAGGAACCAAUGAUCACAAAAGGUCUUGUUGUCAAUGUAUUAUUAUCGGCCACAAUUAUAAUCAUUGGCACUCUUUGGGUCUAUAAUAGAGAGAUGACAUCGGAUGGAAUCACGGCUCGUGAUACAACAAUGACAUUUACAUGUUUCGUAUUCUUUGACAUGUUUAAUGCCCUGAGUUGUCGUUCUCAGACCAAGUCAGUAUUUACAAUUGGCUUCUUUAGUAACAAAAUGUUUCUAGUGGCCGUGACUCUUUCGGUGGUAGGACAAUUGUUAGUCAUUUAUUUUCCACCUCUUCAAAGAGUAUUUCAAACAGAAGCUCUCACGACAAAAGAUAUUAUAUUUUUGGUGUCAUUGACGUCGAGCGUUUUUAUCAUUAAUGAAAUAAAGAAAUUAUUCGAGCGGCAGAUCAGUCGACGUCGCAGUGGAGCAAAGCAGUUCAAUAAAUUUGGUAUGGACUUUGUAUGACAUUUAAAACGCUCCAAAACCGAACCAGUCAAAAUUCGCGUACAGUGAAAAGACUACAAGACGGGGAGCUCUAUAUCAGUAUUUUGAAAAAACAAUUGACAUUCUUUAUUUUCAACAUUAAACUCUCAAGAAUAACAUUCCAGAUCGUUCUCAAGCAACGAAAAACUCGAAAAAAAGAAAACAAAACCAAAACCAAACUAAACAAAAAAAAAGGAAACAAAACUGAUUUAUAUACGAAUUUUGCACUAUUUUCAUAAAAUUUUCCUAUACAAUAAUAACAAUUCACUUCUUGCCGCAUUCACGGAGGGAAGUAAAAUGGCAAUUUUUCGAACAUUUUUCUCUCUGAAUAGAAGUAGUUUUUAAAUCACUGCGACGCACGAAAAAUUUGAUUCGUUAAAUUUUGCACUGUGCUUGCAUUUUUCUAUAGUGUCAUUUUUAUUGUUCAUACUAUGGAUGACCAAAUGUUUUACAUUUUACACUAUAUUAUAUAUAUAUAUAUUGUGAUAGUCACGAAAACUUGCAUCUCGUUGGAUUCAAAAUGAAAAUCAUUCGUUACUGCAAAUGGAAAUAUGUUUACAUUUUCCCUACUUUUGUCAAAUAUCGAAAAAAAAAUAUUUUUUCUAAGUUAAGAUUAUAUUUACUAAUUAUACAAUUUUUACAAGCUUUUAAAAUAUUGUCACUUUUUAAUUUUUAAAUCAAUUUAAUAGUAAAUUUUUAC